Molecule: messenger RNA, 7814 nt
Organism: Coregonus clupeaformis (lake whitefish)
Lineage: Eukaryota; Metazoa; Chordata; Actinopteri; Salmoniformes; Salmonidae
Product: CUGBP Elav-like family member 1
Exons: 14
Coding region: 354-1982 (542 amino acids)
Biological process (GO): regulation of alternative mRNA splicing, via spliceosome; mRNA splice site recognition
Cellular component (GO): ribonucleoprotein complex; cytoplasm; nucleus
Molecular function (GO): mRNA 3'-UTR binding
Source: RefSeq, a predicted model, not a curated record
GGGCCACAGCUUUUAGUGGCCUGCCUACUCUUCUGUUAAUCUAGACCCAGUUUUUUGGACAGUGAGGAUUUGUUGUGUGUUCUAAUCUGGUUCAAAGUUUCACCGUUGUCCAAUUAAUUGAAGUUGUUGGUUCUUUACCAUUUUUUUUUACUUUUCGUAGUUUUGGAUCAGCCUUCAUGUGGUUUCACCAUAGUUUUCCCACAGCAGCCUCUCUUACGCUUCUUUACACAAGUUCACACUCUUGAAGAACAGUUUCUGAGCAGGCUCUAGUGGUUUGCAGUGUAUCUUGACGUGAAAAAGUGUGAUCGAGUUUCUUUAUUUUUUACUUUGGAAAAGGGAAGAUACCCAAAAAGAUGGCUUCUUUUAAACUGGAUUUUUUGCCUGAGAUGAUGGUGGACCAUUGCUCUUUGAAUUCUAGUCCUGUGGCAAAGAAGAUGAACGGGACCCUGGACCACCCGGACCAGCCCGACAUCGAUGCUAUCAAGAUGUUCGUUGGCCAGAUCCCACGGUCCUGGGCAGAGGAACAGCUGCGGGAGCUUUUUGAGCCUUACGGCGCCGUCUACGAAAUCAAUGUGUUGCGUGACAGGAGUCAAAACCCCCCACAGAGCAAAGGUUGUUGUUUCAUAACAUAUUACACUCGCAAAUCAGCAUUGGAAGCACAAAAUGCCCUUCACAACAUGAAAAUUCUUCCAGGGAUGCAUCACCCCAUUCAGAUGAAGCCAGCUGACAGUGAGAAGAAUAAUGCGGUGGAAGACAGGAAGUUGUUCAUAGGAAUGAUAUCGAAAAAGUGUAAUGAGAAUGACAUCAGACUUAUGUUCUCGCCGUACGGACAGAUUGAGGAAUGUAGAAUACUACGUGGGCCGGAUGGACUGAGCCGUGGUUGUGCGUUUAUCACUUUUACAGCAAGGCAGAUGGCACAGUCAACAAUCAAAUCGAUGCACCAAUCACAAACUAUGGAGGGCUGCUCGUCUCCCAUCGUAGUUAAGUUUGCCGACACGCAGAAGGACAAGGAGCAGAAGCGCAUCGCCCAGCAGCUUCAGCAGCAGAUGCAGCAGCUCAACGCUGCCUCAAUGUGGGGGAAUCUGACCGGGCUCAACUCUCUGGGCCCACAGUAUCUGGCACUUUAUUUACAGCUUCUCCAGCAGUCUGCCUCCUCUGGGAAUGCCCUCAACAACCUUCACCCCAUGUCUGGUAUGUCAGGGCUGAAUGCCAUGCAGAACCUGGCUGCUCUGGCAGCGGCGGCCAGCGCCACACAGGCCACGCCCACGGGCAGCAGCGCUCUCACCACCUCUAGCAGUCCCCUCAGCGUGCUCACCAGCUCAGGUACGGGUACUGGACAUCAGGCACACUCAUCAUGGGACGCCUACAAGGCAGGAUCGUCACCCACAUCCUGUAACAACAACUCAGGGAACCCCAUGGCCUCCUUAGGGGCGCUGCAGUCGUUGGCCGCAGGGGCUGGAGCUGGCCUCAACAUGGGCUCACUUGCAGAGCUCCUGUGUCUAGGGAUGGCAGCCCUGAACGGCGGUCUAGGCAGCGGGGGCCUGUCGAACGGAACUGGUAGCACCAUGGAGGCCCUUACCCAGGCCUACUCUGGGAUCCAGCAGUACGCUGCUGCUGCCCUCCCCAGCCUCUACAACCAGAGCCUGCUCUCCCAACAGAGUGUCAGUGCUGCAGGAAGCCAGAAGGAAGCAAGCGACAGUCGGAGCACGGGCCCUGAGGGAGCCAACUUGUUCAUCUACCACCUCCCCCAGGAGUUUGGAGACCAGGACCUGCUCCAGAUGUUCAUGCCCUUUGGCAACGUUAUUUCCGCUAAGGUGUUCAUUGACAAGCAGACCAACCUCAGCAAGUGUUUUGGCUUUGUGAGUUACGACAAUCCAGUCUCAUCACAGGCCGCCAUUCAGUCGAUGAACGGUUUCCAAAUUGGUAUGAAGCGACUAAAGGUGCAGCUGAAGCGAUCCAAAAAUGACAGCAAGCCAUACUGAGUGCUUUAUCUCUCAAUUGGACUUGGUUAGGAAAUGUUUUUUUCUGGUAAGUGGAGUGUGAAUAAGAAAGUAAAACCCUGCUGCAAACCCUUACCCUCUCCUCAUUCUUCCCUCUCCCUUUGUGCAUUACAAGAUUACCGCUUUGCUGGGGUCACUCCUUUUUAUUCUCUGUAUUAACAAACGCAAGCAGAAAACAAAAACAACAUGCAUAAUGAUGUUAAGUAUAUGAUUUAGUCAACUGAAACUGGAUACUUACAUUCUGGUUUGGUUUUGAAUUUUUCUUUUUUAAACAAUUGUAUUUUAAAAUGUAAGUUAAGGUGUCAUUAGUUUGCUGUGUAAAAGUUUUAAGUCAUAAUGAUGUUGCACAAUGACAGCCAGUUACCAAAAUAUCCCCUUGAUUUUUACCCAUGCUCCCAUCACCACCUAAUCCUGCCCCAUGCCCCCUGACCACACUCCAAAUUAAUCCCCUCAUAACCAAACCAUCCCCAUGGUUGCAUUCUUAAACUGAUACAGUACAUUAGGACACUGAGCGUCAUGCAGAGCCUUCAGAAAACUGCCUUUUUGAAAUGAGGAUGGACAGACCAUGCACCGGAUAAUGGAAAGAAAACAAUAGCUGUUUGCCAACUUCAAUUAUCUACAUGUAAGAUCUGACUUCACUCCAGCAGAUGAGCCAUUUAAAAAAAAUAGAUAAGUUGCCUGAAAAGUCUAUUUGUGAUGCUGUACCAGGAAUACAUUGCAUACAGUAGGCUUUUACUUAUUAUUUAUAUUUUUGUUUGUUUGUUUAUUUAUUUAUUUAUUCAACAACCAACAAGAAGCUUGAAUUUCUGUUCUCAACGUUAUAUUUUGGAGCAAAAUAUAAUUUUUUACAACUCUGAAUGAAUUGAUUCGUAAGACGUCAGCAGUAUUGCCUUGAAUGGUUUUGUGAGAUAUUUAACUUGCAAACCUCUUGAUUUGUCUCAGGACAAUGUCACAACGCCACACCCUUGCUUCAGGCAUGUAGUGUAGUUUAUCUGAAAUACUUCACCCUUUUUUCAAUUGAAUAUCUGAUAGAGAAUAUGGGGUCUUGCAUCAUUAACAGAUACUGUGCUGAAUGUGUGUGAAGGGAGGAGUAAUUGGGUCCUACUUUAAGUUUUAAUGAACACAGCUGCUAAGGUGUCAUCUGGCUUGAGUAAUUUUAUUCCCCACCUGACAGAUGUGUACAUUUGGCCUUCUGUCUACUGCUUCCCUUCACAGGUCUUUUUAAGUGAGGAACAGUAACUUUAAUAGUGGCAAUAACUUAUAUAGUCUCUACUCUGCCAUGAUCUUUAACUUCAAACGAGCAUUCCGCCCCAUUUAGAAUAUUCACAUUCGAUCGAUUUCCUUUCUGUUUUUAGCUGUCAGUUCAAGUAGAACAUCAGUCCUACUUCUAACACUAAUUGGAAUAUCAGCAUUUUAGGCUUGCAGCAAUAGUGAGUGUCCUGGAAAAGAUGUUCAAAAAGUACAACAUUGGGGCCUUUCAAAGUUAACAUUUGUCAGAUUCAUCCUAAAUUAUCCAAUCAUCUACUAAUUACUGAUGCAAAAAUAAUGCUCUAAGUAGAUAUUAUAAUUUAUUUUAUUAUUAUGUUUUAUCCUCUUGUGUUAACCAAAAUGUUUUGUAAUUAUUCAUCAUCCGCAGUUCAAGUAGUCUGCUCUACCUCUCAGAGCUGGUUAGAUGAGACUACUCCCUCAAAAUACUGGCUUCCCUGCAGAUUUUUAUUCCAGUGUUUGUAUUUAUUAUUGACUAAAAACGCUAGCAUUUCAUGAUUGGCGACGUUAAAUAAAUGUGAAUCACUACAACAAACACAGUAAUCAGUUUCUUAGACUUCCAUUAACUUAUGAAGUGUUUCAAUAGCAAUGGAAAGAAACAAUUGUCCAGAUGAUGUAUAUUACAAAACUAUUAUGCCUUUUCUAUUUUUAUAGAGGUUUUAUACUUCUCCCGAGUGUCGGGAACUAUUUAUUGCCUACGUUAUUUCUCUGAAUUAAAAUGAUUGUUUCAAGAAUCUUCAACAGUAUUUUGUAGAAUCCUAAUGUGACGUUGGUUACUACAUUUAAAUAUGUGAGGUUUUAACUACUGACCUGUGUAGCCCUAUUCAAGUGUUUAUUGUUAAUGUGCCAGAAGUGACAAUUUUGUAUGGAACUGUCAGUGAGUAGGAUUUGCCAGUGCUGCUAAAGAUUUCGAAACUGUAGUCCCCUUCCAUUUUAAGAAUGGAACAUAUUACAGGGAAAAUCAAUAUUUAUUUGAGUUCAACCUAGAUGUGUGCCUAUUUAACUAUCAUUUCCAUGUGCAUAACAAUACCAACUGAGAAAAUAGGCUUAAGCAGGGUUAGUGCAGGGUUAAGUCCAGGAUAUUUGCUGCCAUUAAAAUAAGUCCAAAGACUGAAUCUCAACUGAUGGGGGCACAUAGUUGUUAGUUGUUAUUGUACAUUAACUAAACCAUCACUGUAUACUUUGCUGUACAUCUCGUACAUUUUUUUUGUAUGAAAGGCAUCGUUCAGAGUAAGCGUACAGAAGUGGAAUCCUUAAGAAUAGUAGCAGAUUAUGGUAGAGAACAUGAGAAGAUGCCAAACACUCACAGAAAAGCUGUUUUGUUUACAAAGUGAAACAGACUAAUGUAGUCUUAAAGUUUUAUAGCUUCAACUUUUUUACUCAUUUGUUAUAUCAAAUGUCUGAAGUUUGUUUGCGCUGUCUUUACUUACCCUUUCUGUAUUGUAUUGACAAACUGCCUCCUUAUUUAAAAAGAAAGUUACCUCCUUGCCACUUAAAGUACAGAUACUGUACUUCACUCAGUUUUGUAGUGUGCCCUCGAGAAAAGCUCAUUUGCUGUGGAUAUAAGUUAGCUGCAUUGUAUUGCAUAUGUUGGAAUUAUGAACAGAUAAAGCACAAAACCAAAAGAGAAAUGUUGACAGAUUUGUUGACAAUCAGCUCUCAUAGAUCAUUCUAGCAAAGUGAUAAAGCACAAUUAAUCUAAUAUUGCUGGCUCAUAACCCAGGUGACUAUCAUUGCAAGCAAUGAAUAUAAAAAAAGUGCUAUUUUUUACAAUCAGUAAGGAAAUUAUAAAAGCACAUUGGGACAGACGGAGCUAAACCCCUUGGGAGGAUUAUUUUCUGAAAUUGGAAUACUACUGAUCAUUUUAUUUAUUUUAUUUUUUAUUUUUGACUACUGUAUUAAAUAUCCUUAAACGUAAUACUAAGUCACAAAUGUUGAUUGUACAGUAGUAGGCAGUCAGUGUGGUGUCUCGGUGUUGUUGUGUCCUGUAAGUUUUCACCUCAAUUCUCCGUUCGCAUGUUGCUUGUGUUCCCCCUCUGUCCUCUCACCCUUUCGCCUCUUCUGUCUAAAUUAAAUGUUCUGUGUUUAGAUUGGGUAUCUGGUAGUGACUCCCUUCCCCAUGCAAAGAUAAUCAUUCAUGAUUUUCUUUUUCUUCCCUCUCCUUUUUCCGUUGUUGCUUUAACCUAGGUUUGUCUCCCUGUUUUGUUUUAUUCUAGAUAUCUUCGUGCCCGUUUGUUCAUCGUUUGCCUAGCAUGUUGAUGUGACGUCAAAAGUUCAUCGUCCAGUGUCCUCUGCACUUCUCUGACGCUUGAAAUGUUCACCUUUUGACCUUUUUGUUAGCUUUUGUCGUUAAUUGGAAAAUGUUUGUUCUGUGUUUCUCUUUUGUCCUUUGUGCUGCCAAUAGGGUGCGCUAGAAAGACUGCCAAUAAAAUAAAUGUAUAAAGCUACUAUUGUUACAAGCAAAAAAAUAGAAUCUAUUUUUCUAGAACUUACUGACAUAACCACUAGCUUUUUCCAAAUCUGUUUAUUUUGUUUUGUUUAAUUUUACCUUGAUAGUAAAUUCAUUUAUUUUUCCAUUAUGUUUUGAGCGGUCUUCCUAGCGCCCCCACACUACGUUUUGUUUUGUGUCUGAAAGCAACCAAUCAAUUUAUAGAAACUACUUUUGCGUGUGGGUGUUUAUUCUCUUGUAAGUUCUAAACUUUUUUUAGGAUGUCUUUGGUCACAUUUUGCUAAACUGGGGAUGACUUUGUAAUUUUGUGCUAGGUUAGUUGGCAUGAUGGUAAUUUUUUGGGAGUUUCUAUUGAGUGACAACGAUAUACACUUGAAUCACCGUUUUUGUCUUUCAGUGUGUGAAGUCAUCACAGGCACAUAAUGUUUUCAUUUCCUUUUGUGUGGAAAUCAUCCUUAGUCUGAAUAAUAAAAUAUACAAAAUGAGCAGAAUUGAGUUUCUUUUCGCAGUUAAAUAUAUAUUUAGUAUGCACGUUUUUUGUAACUGCACUGAAAUCCUCAGCAAAAUGUGAUUUGAGUUUUUAUAUGAAUAAACUAGUGCCAAACGAUGCUGUUGGUCACAUUUAUCUCUUACACGUUACCCUCUGAAGUUAAGACCUGGGCAACAAAAGUAGGGUUUGGUUUCUUUUUCAACGUUGAUGUGGUGGGUUGUACCUCGUAGGUUUUCGUGUGUGUGUGUUUAGACUGAUUUUAGAGUCCCCUAUUUUAUAUUGGGAUUUAGGUGUUGGAAUUAUUUGGAUUUUUCUGUAGUACAAAAUCAAAGAUCUCACGUGUUAAAACCAGGUUAUAAAGCAUGUGCCCUUAAAGGCUUAUUUGUAGACACUUUGGGAUUAAUUCUGUUGGGUUGGGAGUGUUUUCAGGAAUUAUUUUUGUGUCUCAUAAUAAAGGCUAAACACUAUCUUUUCAUGCAGGUCCUGAUACAUUUUGCAGGUUUUAUUAGCAUACCUUGUCUUUAAUAUAGUUGUAUUGCAGUCUGUAGCAUGUGAAGUGGUGCUUUAUCUGACCUUAUGAUUUUGUCUGAUAACUUUUGGCAUGUUAAGUGUGUGUCGUUGUGCAUUAACCUCAUCAAUUUGCUUUACUUGGGCAAUAUGAAUCCCUUCUACUGUCAUCAUUUCAGUGGUCCACAUGUAUACAAACCAUUGUCUUUGCAGUAGUUAAAAAAUGGCUCCAUCCCUGUUGUUUAAUGUCAGGGCCUCUUCUCGAAUCAAGGUUGGUUUUUGAAAUGGAACUGCUUCCCACAUCAUAGAACUGUCACAUGUUCUGUACUCAGAACUACCCUUUAAUUAUUUUCACCAUUAAAAACCACUUCUCUGGGUUAUUGAUCUACCAUUGUUCAACAAAAAUGUGUUGGAUGGAAUCUCCUUAAAUGAAUUGACCUGCAGAAAAAAUACAGACAAAUUGUAUUUGGAUUGACUGGGCUCAUUUAAUUUUAAUAUUAUUAUGUGACAGAUUGUAUUUCCAGGUUUGUCAGCUGCUAGGUCUGAGUUUAAAUGUGAUCCUAAAAAAGAAACCUGUUGGAUAUUUUUAGCAUUAUUAUUGGUACAAAGUGACUGAUUUGUAUUUAACAUUUGGUUUGUACAGUUUUUGCCUUUUCUACUAGAACAAAGUUGUUAUAUUUCACAAUGUAACAUUGAAAUUCAAAAAUGUUAAACCAUGUAGAGCUUAGUUGCCACAUGACCAAACCUUAGUCUGUACAGCUGUAAUAUUAAUUGAUAAAAAAAAAUGCAAUUCUGUGAAGUCGCCUUUAGUUGAAUUCAAUUAAAAGCUUUUCUUUCUAUACAUUUUUGUUUUGUUUUUAAAUGUUGUGAUUUUGCUGUGAGGCAUAGACAUUGCUGAAUUUAUUAGAUGGCCUAAACAGUUGCUUUUUUAAAUAAUUUCAGUUCGAUAUUGUCUUAAAUGUUUUUGAUUAAGGAUAACACUGUCUCCACAGGCGUGAAGCUAAGUGCACACUCAAUAAGCAGUUGUUUUGUGAGCCAAAAUUGUGAUCCCUAUUUGGUUGGUUGGUUUGUUUAUGUACAAUUAAAAAUGUUUAAAGAUUCA